Amoebophrya sp. A25 is the source of this 2388-nucleotide messenger RNA. The record is from the annotation of a GenBank genome assembly. NCBI's taxonomy places the organism in Eukaryota, Dinophyceae, Syndiniales, Amoebophryaceae.
GAACAAAUUAAAUAACAAUUUUUAUUACAGAAGUUCUAAUCAUGUCUAUCAUGUCAACAUAUUUUCAGUUUAUUUCCAUGACUUAUCUGGUCAUUAAGGCGACCUUUUGAUGCUCAUCGGAGAAGUAAAAUCGUGCUGGCGUCUUCACGUUUGUUCUUUCGACAGAAUCGAAUGUGCUUGAGAUUUCUUCCAAAAUCCGUGGUUGAAGGUAUGAGUCUGAUCUCUGUUAUCGUUCUCGUUGAUACCGCUGGGCUGCAUGAUGUCCGAUGUUGGGACGACGAGAGAGCGAAAUAGAAAAAUCAAAUCCGCGGUUUUUGUGUCACUGUUUCACCUACUUGAGUUGUUCCCAGUCUUUGCUGCGUCGAUGAUACUUUUAGUUUUAAUCGCUACAACAUCACAGUGACCAUCUUCUAGGCGUUUUGACCACGACUUUGAUUUGAAAAUACCUGAUAUGAUCAAUCUUAGGUAAUAGUACAUGUAAAAGGCAGAUCGUCUUACUUCUUGACAAAACUACGCACAAGAAUAUGAAUCUCCAACAGAAGAUGUAGUCGGCGAUGACUCAAGAAGAACGAAAAGACUUGAUAGGUAAAUGAAUGAAUGAAUAAUUCUACAAGAACAUUUCCUUUGGAGAGCAUAGCAACAUAGCACAACUCAAUAAGUUACUACAAGAUGGAUCCUCCCGGCCAGCAUGAGCACUUAUUCAAGCUGCUCAUCAUUGGCGAUAGCGGAGUCGGAAAAAGUUGUCUCAUGCUUCGAUUCACGGAAGACACGUUUAACGAGAAGCAACUGGCGACGAUUGUUAUGGCCUGCUGGCUGCAAUAUAUAAGGAACUUCGUUAAAAACUUUGUAGCAAAGAAACGCCUGUACGAGUUAUAGAUAUUUAUGUGUAGAAGAUAUAAUGCGUUCUUCCACUAGAAGAACUGAUCAUGGAGACUUGUUGUCUUCACCCCAUGAUCAUACCCACUGCCAGCACUGUUCUCCUUUCAUUUGCCGAGUCGAUUUCAAAGUCAAAUACGUGACCGAAAAUGGCAAGCGGAUUAAGCUAGCCUUGUGGGACACGGCAGGGCAAGAAAGGUUUAGAACACUCACUUCGAGCUAUUACAGAGGCGCACAAGGGAUUAUCUUCGUCUACGAUGUCAGUGAACCAGAGACCUUCGAAAACGUCAGGCAAUGGCUCCACGAAGCAGACAGUUACAACAAAAAUGUUGUGAAGUUAUGAUGAGAUAUGUGAUCAUUAUCGAUGUCGGAAUAGCUAUAGCAGAUCAUAGUUCAUCGUUUUCCAGUAAUUUGAGUACGUCGUGUGGCUCACUAAUAGUACGAGUUGAAGAUCAUUCUACUAGAAGAUCUAAAUGUACUCUGUACUUACAAAAGAUAUAACUACAUGAUGUUGAACAUAAAAGUUAAAGUUUUCUUUCCCCCUUUCAUCCUCCAUGCUAGUAGCGAACAAAGUCGACUUACCAGCCCAUGAGCGAAAAGUGAGCAGUAGGCAAGGAGAGGAUUUUGCUUUGGAAAACAGCAUGAUGUACAUUGAAACAUCAGCGAAGACCAAGAUUGGCAUCCAACAAGCCUUCACGGAACUAGUAUUGAAGAUUUUAGAUAGUCCAGAUUUGCUCGAAGGGACAAUUCCACUGGGCCAGCGACGUCCGAACAACAAUGUGAGAUUAGACCAAGCAAGAGGACCAGGUUAAGGCUGAAAAUGAAUUUUUUUUCAGAAGAUCAUACCAUGAUCAAGGUCAAAGAUCAUAAUAGCAGGGACAAUCUUGGAGCACUUUCUUUUUAUACAUUUUUUCAGAAGAUCUAGAUCGGUAGGAAUAGGUCGCAUAGGAUGGCUUUGCUUAGAAGAUCUAGAUCAUGUACACUUUCUUAAGAAUACUAGGACGAUUUUUAUGUAGCCCCGGUGACAAGGUUGAUACUUCUUCUAGUUCUAGCAAAAUCUAAUCACAAGGACAGAUGGGAGGCGGCGGAAAUAUGGGAGGAUGUUGCUAAAAAUUCGGAAAGGAGGCAACGCGAGACAUCAUAGCACCAGAUUCCCUCGUCUUUGUUAUUCUUGUCAAGGGACCAUGCCCAGCACCAUUUUUAUCUUCAUCAAGCUUCGGAUGGACAAGUACCGAGCGAGACUCCUUCAUCUCUUUGUCGACGUCACUUGAUUAGCGAACAAUCUAUGAACAUGUUCGUCAUUCUUGAACCACUCUAUGACCACCAUGUCAACAUUUCAAGCCUUCCUCAGUCAACUACAUCAUUUUGGGUCCGCUUUAGCAUGACCCGAAGAACCCCAUAACGACCCAGCGUUAUCUUCGUGUGACAAGGAAGUUGUGAAGAAACACUCCCGCUUCAAACCCGUUGUAUUUUUUUGACACUGGAACGAACCAUCAUCAUCGGAGAGCAUCG